Caenorhabditis sp. 36 PRJEB53466 is the source of this 2731-nucleotide messenger RNA. The record is from the annotation of a GenBank genome assembly. NCBI's taxonomy places the organism in Eukaryota, Metazoa, Nematoda, Chromadorea, Rhabditida, Rhabditidae.
AUGGGAAACAUAUCGUCCAAUCAGAUCGGUCCUCCGGAAGAACUUGCGCCGAUUAUCGCAAAGUUCCACUUUUACAAUGAUCUCAUAUCCGGAUGCUUGAGUCUUAUGAUCAAUGCGCUUCUGAUAUUUGUGAUCACAUCCAGAUCAGCAGUAGGUACAAAAAAGUUCAGACGAGUUAUGGCUAUGUCGAAAGUGUUCGAGAUGCUUUUUAGUGCAAGUUACAUACUCACCGCUCCGGUAUUUCUCACAGUAAUAUGAAUGGAUAUCCGUGAUGUCAUUUUAGGUAUUCACAUCCGUUGACAUCCCUCCCAACUUCUCAGGACUUCUCAUAGUGAACACUGGAUGGCAAUUCAAUUUCACUUACAGCCAAGUCUUUCUCUCGGCUGCUCUUAUUCUGCUAACACAACUCAUAUUCAUCUCUCCGUGGCUAUAUUACAUUCGAUACGCUCAAGUUUGCAGGCAAGAAGAAGGGUCACUUAUGUAUUCAAUUCAGUUUUCUUCUUUCAGGAAAAACGGAGGUGGCUUGAAAGAUGUCGUUAUCAUAAUUCUCUCGAACAUUCUUCUGCACUUUCUCACUUCUGUCUGCUUCAUUUCCUCGUCAAUUCCCACAGAUGCGGACAUCAUUCUGCUCAAAUCAGUUGCUGACAGAUUCACACAAACCACUUCCGCAUUUCUGCUCUUGUCCUACACUGUAAACUUGCUUUCUAUCAAGUGCAGUACAAUAUUGAAGUUUUCAGAGAGCGAUCACAACUACGGCAGAGCUGGUGUGCAAAGUAGUGUCGGUGGUUUCGGCAGUCAGCUACUUGGCUAGUCUGCUCUUCUCGACAGUCGUCAUGAUUUUCUGCACGAUAAAGAUUAACAUGAAAAUUCGACAGUCGAAGAACACAAGCAGCAAUUUGCUGACUUUGCAAAGGAAGAUGAACAGAGUGUUACUCACGCAGGUUCGUUUUCUAUUCUCGUCCUCUGGCGGAUAACUUUUCAAUUCAGUUCUUCUGUCCGCUCCUCUUCAUCCAACUCUCCUUCUUCUACUCGGUGCUCGGUCCGAUCGCCGGUCUCUCCCAAGGUCUCGCCACCGACUUUCUUCCCCUUUUAUUCGCCUGGUCCCCCGUUGCAAACACUCUCUUCAUCUUCCUUCUCAACUCGGAAAUACGAAAUGCUCUUAUUCGGAAACAAGCAACCACUGCCACUUCUGACGCCCGACGCUCAUUUGCAAAUGAGAACUGAAUUCCCCUGAUCCUCCGCUCUUUUCUAGAACCUCUAUAAUUAGCAUCAUGCUGCUCCUCGUGGAGCGCAGAGCCCAGAACGUGAUAAAUAGUAGUUGGCGUCGUCAUCCGCCUUCCGCCUGUUAUCACCAAUUAUCCAUUCGUCUCUCGCUACUCCCUUGUGAGUUCCCCCGCGUUUAGUCUUGUUAGUCAUGUGAGCGAGCUACUUACUUUUCGCUCACGAAACCGGAAUGAGCUCUGUCGGUGAGUUGUCGCCGUACCGUCGUUCCUUCAAUUCAUCUCGAUUCAGGUCCGCCAGCAGAUGUCGCCAUCGCAACGGCCAAAUCUGCGUGGCUGAAUAACAUAAUCGCCUGCGGACUCUCGAUUUUUUUAAAUAUCGUCACAAUCUGGGUGUACGUGUCGAGAAAGAAUGUUCCGGGCCUCAUGAAGACUAUCAUCGGACUCAUUCGUCUACUCGAGAUCGCAUUUAGUGUGCUCUUCAUAGUGGCGUGUCCGGUAAGCGUUUUGUGUAUUGGUGUGCCGCUCGGAGAUUGCAAAGAUCUCUGGCACUUUGGCAAUUUGGAAACCUUUGCAGGUAUUCGCGUGCGUCGACUCGCCCGACGUGUUCAGCGGUCUCGUGAUUGUCGAUGUGGGGAUCGCCUUCCCGACGAAUGUCUCCCGCGUGCUCCUCAUGCUCUCUCUCGUCUUUCUGACUCAGCAGAUCUUCCUGUCGCCCAUCACCUCCUUCAUCAGAUAUUUUCAAAUCUGUCGGUUCGUUUCACUUUUCAUCCAACCCCCGCAAACUGAUAGUUUUACAGAAAAGGUGUUCAUCUACCUCACGUUCUACUCAUUCUCACUCUCAAUUCCAUCUUCCUCCUGGAAAGUUCCGGUGUGUUGUGCUACGCUGGCUAUCCGACAAUCGAUGAUGAAAUAGUGCUCACUGGAGUGGCCUCUUCUUAUGCCGGACAUUUGACUGCUUUCCUCGUGCUCUCUUACGAUGUCAGUCGUUUCUUGGGAGCCAAAAUGUCUCGGAAUCUUUGAUUUUCAGAAAAAUAGAACUGGAACAGCUUCAAUUAUAAGCGGAGUCACCUACUUCCUCAUGCUCGUUCUCUCCGUUCUCGUCAUGAUUCUCUGUCACCUUCGAAUCAACGCAAAGAUCCGCUCCAGCCAGAAUAUGAGUGAGAACCUGAAGAUGAUGCAGAAAAGGGCGAAUAAAAUACUGACUACCCAGGUAAGAAAACGAGUUUCUCAUCCAACAUUCAUUUCAAUUCCAGUUCAUCCUAACAAUGAUCUUCAUUCAACUCCCAUUCUUCUAUUCCGUGCUCGGUCCGAUUCUUGGAUUGUCCGACGGGCUGUCCACCUACAUCUUCUCCACUCUGUUCGUGUGGGGUCCAGUGGCCAAUGCUUUCGGAAUGUUUGUAUUCAAAACGGAAGUCCGUCGGGUGAUCUUCCGAUGUGCAAAAGACAGAGAUCUGAGCGUUGUCAAUGUGGCGGACAACAAAUCGAACCGAUCGGAUAUGAAAUCUUGA